Molecule: messenger RNA, 8722 nt
Organism: Taeniopygia guttata (zebra finch)
Lineage: Eukaryota; Metazoa; Chordata; Aves; Passeriformes; Estrildidae
Gene: AGRN
Product: agrin
Biological process (GO): receptor clustering; neuromuscular junction development
Molecular function (GO): laminin binding; calcium ion binding
Source: RefSeq, a predicted model, not a curated record
GCAUCCCUCCCAGCUUCCUUCCCUCUUUCCAUCCCUCCUUCCAUCCCUCCCUGCCGCUCCAUGCCGGGCUCGGCGCGGAGCCGGAGCCGCGCUCCGUCCGGCAGGGUCCGGCAUGUCCGAGCGGCGUGAGGCGGGCACGGGCAGCUGGCCCCCGCCGGGGCCGAGCCGAGCCCCUUCCCGCCGGCCCGGGGCUCGGCAAGGCGCUGCAGAGCCGGGCUCGCCGGCGGAGAGGCGGAAAGGGAGCGGGGAUGGCGCUGGAGCGGAGCUGAGCAGCCUCGGGGGGCCAGAGGGAGCGUCUGCCUCGGGCUGAGCUGCAUCCUGGCAUCCCGGGGCUGAUCCUGGAAUCCUUGGACUGAUCCUGGCAUCCUGGGGCUGAUCCUGCCAUCCUUGGACUGAUCUCGGAAUUUUGGGCUUCUCUGAGAAUCCUUGGGCUGCUCCCGAAUCUUGGCUGCUCCUGGAAUUUUGGGUUUCUCCUGGAAUCCUUGCGCUGCUCCCGGAAUUUUUGGCUGCUCCCGGCUGCGAGGACCUGCGGAGGGUCAGAGGCUGCCGGACGUGUCCUGGUGGAGCCGCUGGACAGCGGCGGGAGCUGCGUGUGCCCGGAGCGAGGCCGGCGUGGAUCCGAGAGGAUAUCCCGGAGGAUCUGAGCAGUUAUCCCAGAGGAUCUGAGAGGAUAUCCCAGAGGAUCUCAGCAGUUAUCCUGGAGGAUCUCAGCAGUUUUCCCAGAGGAUCUCAGCAGAUAUCCCAGAGGACAGUGAUAUUCCCGAGCCUGGGAGUGCUCCUGUGCUGGUGCUGUCCCUAUCCUCUGUGACAUUCCCACCCCAGCGUGUCCUUGUCUUGGGUGGGCUCAGCCACAGAUUUGGAGCCCUCAGCGCUGGGAUUUUGGAUUGCUUUCUGUGGAUUUUGGUUUCCUUUCCGAGGAUUUUGGUUUCCUUUCUGGGGAUUUUGGUUUCUUUCCGCGGGCAGCCGUGGGUGGACACCUCGGGGGCUGGCCGAGUGUCCCCGGAGCGGCCGGAGCUGUCCCCGAGCUGUCCCCGAGGCCGCGCCUCUGCCAUGGCCCCGCCGGGCACAGAGUGCUGAAGGUGCCCCCAUCCUGCUGCCAGCCCAGAUGGAAAAACUUGGGCUGCCAAAACCGCCCGGGGGCAGGGCAGAGGGGUCCAUGUGAGCCCUGUGGCCACUGGCCCGCGGGGUGCGAGAGCCCAGCAUGACGGCGUGCCAGCACCCCAUGGCAGCCCUGGAGCGGGACCGGCUGUACCAGCACAAGGUGUCCCUGGUGGUGCGCUACUUCAUGAUCCCCUGCAACAUCUGCCUCAUCCUGCUGGCCACCUCCACGCUGGGCUUCGCCGUGCUGCUCUUCCUCAAUAACUACAAACCCAACAGUUACUUCACACAGACGCCGCCGCCACCGAGGGAUGGGUGCCGGGGGAUGCUCUGUGGCUUCGGGGCCGUGUGCGAGCGCAGCCCCACGGAGCCGGGCCAGGCCUCGUGCGUGUGCCGCAAGGGUCCCUGUGCCCCCGUGGUGGCCCCGGUCUGCGGCUCCGACCACUCCACCUACAGCAACGAGUGCGAGCUGGACAGGGCCCAGUGCAACCAGCAGAGGAGGAUCAAGGUGGUCAGCAAGGGGCCCUGCGGCUCCAAGGACCCCUGUGCAGAGGUGACGUGCAGCUUUGGCAGCAGCUGCGUGCCCUCCCCUGACGGCCAGGCGGCCAAGUGCGUGUGUCCCUCGUCGUGCGGCGGCGUGGCCGAGAGCCCCGUGUGCGGCAGCGACGGCCGCGACUACCGCAGCCUGUGCCACCUGCAGAAGCACGCCUGCGACGCGCAGCAGGACCUCGCCAAGCAGUUCGACGGCCCCUGCGACCCGUGCCAGGGCGUGCCGAGCGAGCCGGGCCGCGUGUGCCGGGUGAACCCCCGGACGCGGCGCGCGGAGCUGCUGCCCCGGCCCGAGGAUUGUCCCCCGGGCAGCGGCCCGGUGUGCGGCGACGACGGCGUCACCUACGAGAGCGAGUGCGCCAUGGGCCGCGCCGGCGCCAUCCGCGGCAUCGACAUCCAGAAGGUGCGCUCGGGGCAGUGCCAGCAGCAGGACCGCUGCAAGGAGGAGUGCAGGUUCAACGCGGUGUGCCUGAACCGGCGCGGGGCCGCGCGCUGCUCCUGCGAGCGCAUCUCCUGCGACGGCGCCUUCCGGCCCCUGUGCGGCGGCGACGGCCGCACCUACGGCAGCGACUGCCAGCGGCGCCGCGCCGAGUGCCUGCGGCAGGCCGGCAUCGCCGUGCGCCACCGCGGGCCCUGCGACCUGGGCGCGCCCAGCCCCUGCCUGAGCGUGGAGUGCUCCUUCGGGGCCACGUGCGUGGUGAAGAACCAGGCGGCCGUGUGCGAGUGCCAGCAGCAGUGCCAGGGCCGCUACGACCCCGUCUGCGGCACCGACCAGCGCACCUACGGCAGCCCCUGCGAGCUGCACGCCAUGGCCUGCCUGCUGCAGAGGGACAUCGGCCUCCGGCACCGCGGGCCCUGCGAGCGCUGCGGGAAGUGCCGCUUCGGUGCCAUCUGCGAGGCGGAGACGGGGCGCUGCGUGUGCCCCACCGAGUGCGUGCCCUCGGCACAGCCCGUCUGCGGCAGCGACGGCAACACCUACGGCAGCGAGUGCGAGCUGCACGUCCGCGCCUGCACCCAGCAGGAAAACAUCCUGGUGGCAGCCCAGGGCCCCUGCAAGCCGUGUGGCAGCUCGCUGUGCUCCUUCGGCGGGCGCUGCGAGGGCGGGCAGUGCCUGUGCCCGCGCUGCGAGCGCCAGCCCCCGGCCCCGGUCUGCGGCUCCGACGGCGUCACCUACCCCAGCCCCUGCCAGCUGCAGGUGGCCUCCUGCCAGCUGCAAAAGAGCAUCCAGGUGGCCAGGACGGGACCCUGCGAGGACGAGUGCGGCUCGGGGGGCUCGGGCUCGGGGGACGGCGGCGAGUGCGAGCAGGAACGGUGCCGGCACUUCGGGGGCUGGUGGGACGAGGACGCCGAGGACGAGCCCUGUGUGUGCGACUUCACCUGCGCGGCUGCGCCCCGCGCCCCGGUGUGCGGCUCUGACGGUGUCACCUACGCCAACGAGUGCCAGCUGAAGAAGACGCGGUGCGAGAAACGCCAGGAGCUCUUUGUCACCAGCCAGGGAGCCUGUCGGGCCCUGGCCACCACCCCACCACCCCUGCUGGCCGUGCACUGCAGCCAGAGCGUCUACGGCUGCUGCCCCGACAACGUCACCGCGGCGCUGGGCGUGGGAGCCGCCGGCUGUCCCAGCUCGUGCCAGUGCAACCCCCACGGCUCGUACGGGGGCUCGUGUGAGCCGGGCUCGGGGCAGUGCUCCUGCAAGCCCGGCGUGGGCGGCCUGCGCUGCGACCGCUGCGAGCCCGGCUUCUGGAACUUCCGCGGCAUCGUCACCGACGGCCGCAGCGGCUGCACGCCAUGCGGCUGUGACCCCGUGGGCUCGGUGCGGGACGACUGCGAGCAGAUGUCGGGGCUGUGCUCGUGCCGCCCGGGCAUCUCGGGCAUGAAGUGCUCGCGGUGCCCCGCGGGCAGCAGCCUGGGCAGCGCCGGCUGCCAGCCCGACCCCUCGACCCCCCGCUCCUGCCAGGAGCUGAGCUGCGAUUUCGGAGCCUCGUGCGUGGAGCUGAACGGCCGCGCCCACUGCGAGUGCCCGUCCCCGCUGUGCCCCGAGGGCAACGCCACCAAGGUGUGUGGCUCUGACGGUGUCACCUACGGGGACCAGUGCCAGCUGCGGACCAUCGCCUGCAGGCAGGGCCAGCACAUCACAGUCAAGCACGUGGGGCAGUGCCAUGAGCCCGUCACCCCCUCGAGCCCCCCGGUGCCCCCCACGCCGCUGCCCACGCUGGCCCCGGACCGGCUGCUGCUGCCCGCGCCCCCUCGGGCCACCCCGCGGGCCCCGGUGGCCACCGGCUCACCACCGCCAGCCCAGCCCACGGAGCGCGGCCACCCCACCACGAGGCACGUGACCACGACGGCCAGGCCGGCCACCACGCCCUGGGUCACCCACGGGGCGCACAGAGCCACCGCCCGCCCGCUGGCCACCGCGCCCGUGCCCGCGGCCACCGGCCAGCCUGGCUCCAGCCAGCCCGGCUCCGGCGAGUCCGGCAGCGCCGAGGGCAGCGGGGACCUGGACAUGGGCACCAGCGGUGACCAGGAGGCCAGCGGGGCAGGAUCAGCUGGUGAGGAGGAGCCGGAUGAGGCCCAGGUGCCACCCACGGCUGCCAUCGAGAGGGCCACGUGCUACAACAGCGCCCUGGGCUGCUGCUCCGACGGCAGAACCGCGGCGGCUGACGGCGACGGCAGCAACUGCCCCGCCACCAAAGUGUUCCAAGGAGUGCUGAUCCUGGAGGAGGUGGAGGGCCAGGAGCUGUUCUACACCCCGGAGAUGGCCGACCCCAAAUCCGAGCUCUUCGGGGAGACGGCGCGGAGCAUCGAGAGCGCGCUGGACGAGCUGUUCCGAGGCUCCGAGGUCAGGAGGGAUUUCCGGAGCGUCCGCGUGCGGGACCUGGGCCAGAGCAGCGCUGUCAGGGUCAUCGUGGAGGCUCACUUCGACCCAGCCACGUCCUACACGGCCGCCGACAUCCAGGGGGCUCUGCUGAAGCAGCUCCGAGCGGCCAGGAGAAAAACCAUCCUGGUGAAGAAGCCCCAGCAGGAGCACAUCAAAUUCAUGGAUUUUGACUGGCUUCCCCGGCUUGUCACCACCACCGUCACCACCACCACGGGCACCACCGCAGCACCGGGCAGCGCCCGCAGGGUGCCCGCGGCCACCGCGGCGCUGGGCCAGCCCGUGGGCAGCCCUGGCCAGCCCGUGGGCACUGCAGGCACCGCCGGCCACCCUGGUCAUCCCGUGGGCACCGUGGGCAGCCCUGGUGAGCCCGUGGGCACCACCGGCACCGCCAGGAGCCCCGCGGGCACCGCCGGCAGCAGCCGCGGCGCGCCGCCCACCGCGCUGCCGCCGGGCACGGCGCCCGCCCCGCCGCCCUGUGCAUCACAGCCCUGCCGGCACGGCGGCACCUGCCGGGACGACGGGCACGGCUUCACCUGCAGCUGCCCCGCGGGCACGGCGGGCACCACCUGCGAGAAAUCCGCGGUGCCGUUCGUGCCGCGUUUCGGGGGCGGCUCGGUGCUGGCGCUGCGGACGCUGCGGGCGUACCACACGCUGCGCGUGGCGCUGGAGUUCCGCGCGCUGGAGCCCGCGGGGCUGCUGCUCUACAACGCCCAGCGCCACGGCAAGGACUUCAUCGCGCUGGCGCUGCGCGGCGGCCUCGUGCAGCUGCGGUUCGACACGGGCUCCGGCACGGGCACCGUCACCAGCCGCGUGCCGGUGGAGCCGGGCCGCUGGCACCGGCUGCUGGUGACACGCAACCGGCGCACGGGCACGUUGGCCGUGGACGGGGAGCCCCCCGUGAGCGGGCACAGCCCCCCGGGCACCGACGGGCUCAACCUGGACACCGAGCUGUUCAUCGGGGGAGUGCCCGAGGAGCACAGGGCGCUGGCGUUCGAGCGCACGGGCGUCGCGGGCGGGCUGCGGGGCUGCGUGCGGGCACUGAGCAUCAACAACCGCGGGCACGAGCUGCGCCCCGGCGCCGCCGACGUCCUCUACGGCAGCGCCGUGGGCGAGUGCGGCACCGAGCCGUGCCAGCCCAACCCCUGCCACCACGGGGGCACCUGCCAGCCCCGGGACGCCGACGCCUUCCAGUGCCAGUGCCCCGAGGCAUACGCGGGCCCCACGUGUGCCCUGGAGCGGAACCCAUGCGAGCCCUCACCGUGCCACGGCUCUGCCACCUGCCAGGUGCUGCCCGGCAGCGGGUUCCUGUGCGCCUGUCCCCUGGGCCGCCACGGGGACCUGUGCCAGCAAGAGUCGGAGCAGGACCCGGCCGUGCCCUUCCUGCCCCAGUUCAGCGGCUCCUCCUACCUGGAGCUCCCAGGGCUGCAGAGCUUCGUGCCCGGCCUGCCCGAUCGGAUGUCGCUGGACCUGGUGCUGCUGGCGCGGCGCCCGCGGGGGCUGAUCCUGUACAACGGGCAGAGGAGCGACGGCGGCGGCGACUUCGUCAGCCUGGCACUGCACGGCGGGCACCUGGAGUUCCGCUUCGACCUGGGCAAGGGGCCCGCCCUGCUCAGGAGCAGGGAGCCGGUGCCGCUGGACACCUGGGUCAGCGUCCGGCUGGAGCGCAGCGGCCGCAAGGGCGUCCUGAGGGUCAACGGUGGCCCCGCGGUGACCGGGGAGUCCCCGAAAUCCCGUAAGGUGCCUCACAUGGUGCUGAACCUGAAGGAGCCGCUCUACCUGGGGGGAGCCCCCGACUUCUCCAGGCUGGCGCGAGCGGCCGCGGUCUCCAGCGGCUUCGAGGGGGCUCUGCAGAAGGUGUUGGUGGACGGCGUGCCGGUGCUGCGGGAGCAGAACGUCCGCGCGGCCCGGCAGGUGGUUCCGUUCCGGGGCCACCCCUGCACCCAGGAGCCCAACCCGUGCCAGCCCGGUGGCACCUGCCAGCCCAGCAUGGCCGGGUACCAGUGCUCCUGCCACGCCGGCUUCGCGGGCGCCCGCUGCGAGAAGGCCAUCAUCGAGAAGGCAGCAGGGGACACCGAGGCCGUGGCCUUCGACGGCCGCACGUACCUGGAGUUCCACAACGCCGUCACCAGGAGCCACCUGAGCAAUGAGAUCCCAGCUCCCGAGGCGCUGGAUUCCCCCUCAGAGCCCAGUGAGAAGGCGCUGCAGUCCAACCACUUCGAGCUGAGCAUCAAGACGGAGGCGACGCAGGGGCUGCUGCUGUGGAGCGGCAAGGGGCUGCAGCGCUCCGACUACAUCGCCCUGGCCAUCGUGGACGGGCACGUGCAGCUCAGCUACGACCUGGGCUCCAAGGGCGUCACCCUGCGCUCCAGCGUGCCCGUCAACACCAACCAGUGGGUGCGCAUCCGCGCCUCCAGGGUGCAGAGGGAAGGCUCCCUGCAGGUUGGCAACGAAGCCCCCAUCGCCGGCUCCUCUCCGCUCGGGGCCACCCAGCUGGACACGGACGGGGCACUGUGGCUGGGCGGGCUGGACAAGCCGAGCGUGCCGCAGCGCCUGCCCAAGGCGUUCAGCACGGGUUUCGUGGGCUGCAUGCGGGACGUGCUGGUGGACCGCCGGGAGCUGCACCUGCAGGAGGACGCCCUGAACCGGCCGCGGAUUUUGCACUGCUCGGCCCAAUAGAGCCCAGGCACCUCCCUCCCCCCUGCCUAUUGCUGUAAUUAUUUUCUAUUUUUGUAAACUUAUUGCUUUUUAUAUUUUUGGGGGGACAGGGAGGGCAGGAACCCCUUUUUGCUUUUGGGUUCUUGGGGCGGCGAGCGGCGGAGCGAAGCUCGGCCGAGGCUCCGAGGAGUGGCACCAGAACUCUCCCACUGCGGCGUCGAUCUUCUUCAUACUUGAAGCUUCUUCGUUCUGGGGUCGUUUUCCCCCUUUUUUGCCUGUUUUUGGGGGGUUUGUCCCCAAAAACAAGCCCGUUUUCCUGUGCGGGGGAAACGCUGCCGGUGCUGGCGAGGCCCUCACGGAUUGACGGGGUGGGAAUUCCCACCCUGCUCCGGGCUCUGGCUCUUCCAAACCUUCUCCUGGCCCCGUGUUCACUGAAUUCCUGCUACCCCCCAUUCCUCUCACUGUAAUUUAUGUGUGUAAGGAUCUCAAGUGCUUUUCUCCUCCGAGCUCUGCUCAAAUCAGGGAUGCCACGCGCUGGAAGGGAGAGAGCCGGGCCCGAGCUUCGCUCCGCGCCCGCCUCGGGACUCUUUGCUGGACUCAGAGGUGCUGGGGAGGCCAAAAUGUGGAUUUUCCCAGCGGUUCUCCUCCUCCUCUUCCUCUCGGACACGUGCAGGAGCAGCUGUGAAACCUCAUUGCCACAUUUUGUGUUCAUCCCAGACGUGUCCUGACCCCUCCCUCGUGCUGGGGAUCGCUUGGAGCUCCUCUCCAGGAGCUGGGAAUUCUCUCCCUCUCCCAAAAGGACCAGGAAAUUCCCUUUUCCCUCCUCAGAGAUCUCCUGGGUGUGUCCUUCCACGCCCCACGGCCUUCUCCAGCCUCUGGCUCCCAGCCUGGCAAGGCAGAGCUGCCACUGAGCCACUCCCACAAAGAAAAUUCGGAAUUUUUCACCUUGGACUUGGAGUUCUUGGGUCUUCCAGGUUCCUCUGGAUGCUGCCAGCCCAGCAGGAAGGGCUCCAACAGGAGCAGCAGCGAGGCUGUGGAGGAUUUGGGGGGAAUUUGAAGCAUUUUCUUCCAGGAAAGGAAAAUUGUGGGGCCAGUUCUGAAGUUUUUGGGGUGUGGCUGCAGGCCGGGAUCCCCUGGAAUGUGGAGAGGAGCAGAUGGGUCCCAGCUCUGGGAGAAAUCCCAUUGGGAUUCCUUCUCCAUGGAAGGAUUUCCUCGUGCUUUGUGGCCUCAGCUGGAAUUUCUCUGUGGAAAAACAACUUUUGGGAAUUCUUCUGCGGGAUCCUGCCGGGUUCUGGGUAGGAAUUCCUGCCCGAGGUGCCAGAAUUUGGCUUUUUUCCCCCUAAAUUUCCACCCCACCUUGCAGGGCACCCUUUGGAAUGGUGUUUUGGCACCAACUUUUGAGCCAAGAAAGGUCAAAUUUCUUCUCUCAGGGUGAGUUCUGAACAAAGGUGAACCAAGAGGGAAAACCUAUGGAAAAACCACUCAGAUCUGCUUUGAUUUCAUUUAUUUGAUUUAAAAAAUAAUAAUAUUCCCAAGCUGUGA